CACGCGGUUCAGCUGUUUACAGUGUCCGGAAGACUCCACCGAUCUCUCAAAAUCACAAAUAUAUACCUGUGAUAUUAUCAAUGGACACGUGAAUCAAAUGGAGCAGUCUUUCAUUUCAGAUAAACGGUGUGUUUGUUGAGCAUCAGGUGAGUCAUGAAGCCUCUCAGAGAUGCUGAACUGGGGGCCUCCACCUUCUUUGCUUCUCCUCUUCCUCAUGAUGUGUGUGGCAGCAAUGGACUUCCUCUCACCCCAAACUCCAUCAAGAUCCUGGGACGCUUCCAGAUUCUCAAGACCAUCACCCAUCCCAGACUGUGCCAAUAUGUGGACAUCACCAGAGGGAAGCAUGAACGGCUGGUUAUUGUUGCUGAGCACUAUGAAAAAAGCCUAAAAGAUCUUCUGAAGCAGGGGAAACCAGUCAGUCCAGAGAUGGUGCUUCACAUUGCCUAUGAAGUGCUAGAAGGUUUGGAGUUCAUGAAUAAACAUGGCAUGGUUCACCGCGCCUUGUCUCCCAACAAUGUUCUAUUGGAUCGUGAGGGUAAAGUGAAGUUGGCCAAAUUCGGCCUAUAUCAUAUGACCGACCACGGAGCAGAUGUUGACUUCCCUAUUGGGUAUCCAUCUUACCUGCCUCCAGAGGUUAUCGCUCAAGGCUGUCUGUAUUCCAGCGACCCCUCGAUCAUUGAGGCCCCGCUUCCUUCGGGGCCCAAAACAGACGUUUGGUCUCUCGGGGUGCUUCUGUUUGAACUCUGUGUGGGAAGGCAGAUUCUGCAGAACAUUGAUAUUAGUGAGAGAAUGAAAUUCAUCAUCACCUUAGGAUGCAUGGACGACAUAAUCACGGUUCUUGCUGAGGAACACGGGUGCUUGGAUACUGUUAAGGAUCUGCCUGAAAAUGUGCAGGCUUUAUUGAGGAAAUGCCUGACGUUUCUCCCUUCAAAAAGAGCCACCCCAGCCGAGCUUCUGGGAGACCCUGUGUUUGAGAGCAUGUCCUGUCAGUACACACCCUACCAGUGCCCCGUGCGUCUGUUCGCUGCCGCCCCGCGCUGUGCACAUUUAGAGCUUCCUGAGGACAUCAGCGAACUCUGUAAAGAUGAGGGAGAGAACUACCUGGUAGAGAGAGGCAUAGAUGAGGUGUAUCACCUGUGGUGUCUGGCAGGAGGAGACCUAGAGAAAGAGCUGACCAAUCAAGAGAUCAUCCAGUCAAAACCUCCCGUCUGCACCCUUCCCAAGUUCAUUUUGGAGGAUGGCGAGUCUUUUGGUCAAGGCCGGGACAGAAGUUUCCUUCUGGAUGACACAACUGUGACACUUUCUCUUUAUCAGCUCAAAAAUAGACUGAAGGACGUUGCUGGAGAGACGUUCUAUCCGUUAUUGGAAGAUGAGCAAUCCAGCCUGCCUCAGUCUAACAGCAGUAAUGAACUGUCUGCCACCGUCACACUGCCCCUCAUUAUCCGGGAGAGAGAUACCGAGUACCAGCUCACCCGCAUUGUCCUCUUCGACAGACUGCUCAAGGCGUACCCCUACAAGAAGAACCAGGUGUGGAGGGAGGCGAGGGUUGACAUUCCUCCUCUUCUGAGGGGUCUGGCCUGGGCAGCCUUACUAGGAGUGGAGGGGGAUAUCCAAUCGAAAUAUGACGGCAUCGAUAAGGACACGCCCAUCCCCACUGAUAGACAGAUUGAAGUGGACAUCCCUCGCUGUCACCAGUACGAUGAGCUGUUGUCGUCGCCUCAGGGUCACGUCAAGUUUCGGCGGGUGCUCAAGGCCUGGGUGGUGUCUCAUCCUGAUCUGGUGUACUGGCAAGGUGAUGGAGCAAUAGUUGGGUGGGGUCAUAUGCACGGUUUCUUCUUCCUGCCACUAGAUGGCAGCAAAGCCUUUGUAACAGAUAUCUUUACGUUCUGGUGGCCUUAA
Messenger RNA from Pimephales promelas (fathead minnow), 1899 nucleotides. The record is from RefSeq and is a predicted model, not a curated record. NCBI's taxonomy places the organism in Eukaryota, Metazoa, Chordata, Actinopteri, Cypriniformes, Leuciscidae.